Molecule: messenger RNA, 423 nt
Organism: Aspergillus niger
Lineage: Eukaryota; Fungi; Ascomycota; Eurotiomycetes; Eurotiales; Aspergillaceae
Exons: 2
Coding region: 1-423 (140 amino acids)
Source: RefSeq, a predicted model, not a curated record
AUGCCGGCAGAAUUUAUUAGCAGAUUGUCCUUACGUGAAGCAAAUGAGAGGGCGCGAGUGGCACAAUCAAAGGAAAAGGCGUUACUACGUUAUAUGGUGACUACCGCCCUACCGUAUCUCGAUAUUAAAAGCGGUGAUGUACAGAAUGGGAUAUGCUGUAGUGGUUGCCAAAUUGCUUUGGAAAAGGCUCUGAGGUCAUCAAGGGUUCAGUCUAAUGCUUGUGCUCUACGAGACAAAGUGUACUCUUAUGAAGAAUUCAUGGAACACUUCUGGGAAUGUCGAGAAGCCCAAAACCUAUGGAUGUUGAGUAAUCAAGGGGUCGAUGUCGCUAACGUCUCGGAAUUCGUCAGGCGUGGAGCACGCGGAAUCAACAUACACGCUCCUUCCAACGGACUGGUAUAUUGCCUACUAGCACUCGACUAG